Sporothrix brasiliensis 5110 is the source of this 1362-nucleotide messenger RNA. RefSeq lists its product as uncharacterized. The record is from RefSeq and is a predicted model, not a curated record. The coding region runs from base 1 to 1362 and encodes 453 amino acids. The transcript has a single exon. NCBI's taxonomy places the organism in Eukaryota, Fungi, Ascomycota, Sordariomycetes, Ophiostomatales, Ophiostomataceae.
AUGCCAUGUCUCACGAGUGGCGCGAAACUGUGCAAAGGCCCGGUCGGCCCUCUGCGCGACCGCUGUGCCCUCUGCUCCGUCGAACGCACCGGGCUGAUUCUGUGUUCUGGAUGCCGUGCUGUCCGCUACUGCAGCCGCGCACACCAGGAUGAACAUCAGCCGUCGCACAAGCCUGUCUGCAAUCGCAUCGAAAGUGACCGCGAAAACCUCGCUGACUGGGAACGCAUAAUUUGCAAACAGAAGCUACACGUUAAGUUCGAUUGCCAGGCCAUAGAGAUACAUGUCGACCAUCACACCGAACUCCACGACGUGUUCAAGUACAUACACUAUCGCUUCAUUUUGGCCAACCAUCUGCGCCUCAUAGGCACGCCCGAUGGCGUCCGCGAGGCCGCCGACCACAUGUUGGACAUGCUGCGGAUGAACCGGGGCGACUACACGUUUGUGCAGCACUUUAUUCCAGCCGUGCUGCUGCGGCUGGACCGCGACCAAGACGCGUACGACUUUAUGAAGUGGUGCUCGACGCUAGUCGAGGACGACAACUACGACUGGGGCGCCGUGAGCGAGCCGUUCAUGAAUCUCAAGGACGAGGACGUCCUGGAAGACCCCAACUUUGUCAUCCACAGAUUUCCCAGAGUCAGCCACCUGGCGUGCAUGCUGCUCCUGAAGAUGAAGCUACUAGUCGACAUUCGCGGCAUCAAGACCACGCGUUGGAUCCUGGCCCGCAACAGCCCGCUACCGCCAGAACUGAUCCUAGCUAUUGCGCAGGAUGUGGUCCGUAGUCCCAUUGCCAAGGCACGGCUUGUCCGCAAGCCCACCUCGCAUCUCAACACCAUCGAGGUUAAGCUGGCGCGCCAGGUGGCCCGGCUCGGUCGCGCUAUAUGUGACAACGACUACAAUUUUUUUACCUUCCUUUGCGACCCCGACGAGGCCCUCGCCAUGCACCCGGAAAGGUUCAGUUCUUACUUCUUCGACUACUCCUCGGUCAUGCAGCGGGCGUACUCCGCCAUCCGGGAGACGGCCGGCGUCUUGGAGAUUCUCAAGGCCGCGCGCCUGGUGGCCAAACGUGACUCGGAAGACAAGGUGGCCGAUAUGCUCGAGGACAUCAGGAAGCACAAGAAGGCAGGCCACGAACGCACAGAAGCGGAACUUUUGUACGACGUCAGCCUUGACCGCAUCUGGGAUUAUCUCGACUGGGCCGUGCAGGAUGCCUCGUACCCGGGACGCUGGUCGAAUCGGCCGUCCGAGAGGUACAUACAGAGGAGACGAAAAUGGGCAGCUAAAGAGGAGGAGGAGAGGGAAAGGGCCGAGAUGGGCAGGGAUACUGAUGAAGAAGACGAAGACGAGAACGAAGACGAAGAGUAG